Styela clava is the source of this 6271-nucleotide messenger RNA. NCBI's taxonomy places the organism in Eukaryota, Metazoa, Chordata, Ascidiacea, Stolidobranchia, Styelidae. The record is from RefSeq and is a predicted model, not a curated record.
UAUAAUAGUUAAUGUAAAGUAUAUUUAAUUCAUUUUUUGAAAUAAAUUUUACUCUGGUAUAUUAUCGCUGACUUAAGGUUCUUUUCUCAAGGUAAUAUCCUUAAAAUAAUGAGUGACAGCAUAGCGAUGGAGCGGAAGGAGUGUUGCAGCAACAGAUCAGAUAUGUUUUUUAAUUUGCAAAAAUACAAAUCAGAGCUAUAUAUAAUUGUACAUGUUUAUGUCCACGGAUUGUGUUGGUAUCGCAGAUUAAAUUGAUCACUAUUAAUAUAUUAAUGAAGCAACACAUUUUGUUUCUGGGGUUUUCGAGAGGAUGAAUGUGUAUGUUAGAUAUAUACACUUUAUAUGUAUAUUUAUUGCCUUUGAUCAAAUUGUACUUUCCAGGAUUUUAUCGCAUAUCUUGGGAUUUUUAUAGUGGCGAUAACGAAUUCGCAAAAGUGCAAAAGUAUGUAUCAAAACUACACACAUUGCUGUGUUACGUUGAGCACAAUUAGAUUAAAAUUGAAAGACAGUUUGAAUUCCGUAGUUGUCAUGAAUGGAAUAUUACGCUACAAGAAAAAAUUAAUAAGGGGUUAUUUUAACGAAUGCGUAAACACCUCCACCGCUCAGAAGCCGAUACAGGGUAAUUUGAGAUUCCUAUUUUACUGCCUGUCUUAUUGAGAGGUUAUAUGCAAAAACCCAUUUUUUCAGGCUUAUAACCAGGCCUCGUCCUAUUUACCAGGUAGACUUAUUUGCCGGGAAAUACAGUAUUAUCUUCAUUCAUAAUAUCACCAACUCACGUCAAAAAAGCAACAAACAGCUUCAAAAAUUAUGAUUGAUAGCAACACAUUAAGCUGUAAGUCCUACAUUAUUAGUAUUAUGGUAAUUAUAUAGCAAUAUCAGAUUUGCUAUCUUCUAGCCUAUUUUAGAUCUCGGAACACUUUUUAAGACUUUUUCUCUCACUACGAUGCUGAACAAGCAGGGCACCAAAACCCCUUUUCCAUCUUUGUCUAAAUGUCUGUCCCCCCCCUUUUGGUGAGGUCCUAGAAGUUGGUGUCACUAUGUGAUAGUCACUGGCCCAUCACUGUAUAUGUUACUUUUUUGCUCGAUGUUUAACGCGUUUUUAAAUUGGACAAUAAAUCGCAUAGGUCUUAUUUUUGCAUUGAAAAAAAAAUCAGCAGCUAGGUUAGCACUCAAUUUUUCAGUGUUUGUACCAAAGUUGUAGAAUUGUUUAAUUUUUCAUCGAAAUUUCAUUAAGAAUGAGUAAGCAUAGUCAUGCUAGACCUGGAAUAUAGUAAAAAAUGGCAUGUCACUCGUUACUCCAUUGUUAUGCUUCGUUUUGAUUCUUGUUUGCCCACUUCAGCUAAGCAAACAAUUUUUCAGGUAAGAUAUGGUGUGUUGUCUGGACAUGAACUGUGGUCUUUGUUAUAAAAGCAUCUUUCAAAUUAUAGGAGUGAUGAUUUGUACUUAUUCUGUGAUUGUUGACAGGCUAUGUUUGAUCAAGUAUGAUUUAUUGAUAAACCAUAGCUUAAGGAUCUAAUUUGUCAACAAGCUAUGUGUGCUUAGCUUAGGGAUAUAAUUGAUGAAUAUUGGAUCGAACAUAAUAUGUAGCAGUGUUGCCAUAGAAACAGUAUAAACAUAUAACUAAAAAAUCAAAUUCAUGCUGCAUAUUAUUUAUAAUGCAUCAUUUUUUCAAUUUCUUGAGUUUCUUAUGAUUGCUGUAGUUGGUGCUUUUGUAAUGUUCUGUUUUAUUUAUCUCUUUAAUGUUGAAAACAUGAAACCGUUUUUCGUUCAUGUCUUUUGUCUCUUGAAAAAAAUUAUAUUCAAUUACGUAACACAAUAACUUGUUACAAUUGUGAUUCGGAAUCUAUUGGUGUUUCUUCCAACGCUUUGUUACAACGGGGUUUGUCAGUAUCUGUCUGUGGCUAUUUUAAAACUUUGUUAUUUUAACGGAUGUGUUGAAGAUUUGUUUGAACUAUUUUUUAGUUGAGAUUAUGACUCAUGAUUCAUGAAGGUAGUUUUUACUGUGGCCCAUGCAAGUUUGAUUGUAAAAUUUUCAUCAGACUAUGUCUUGUUUUGUGUUUUUAGGUUUACUGGGCAACAAGCCUUGCACAACGUAAUGUAAUGGUAUCUAGGCCGUAGUGAAAUGAUUUUUACGCUGUUAUGGGUAAUACCCACGUGAUGUUUCACACGAUAGUACUACGUUUCGUAUUAUGUCAAUACAAGCUUGUAAGAGUCAACAAAACGAGAGAAAUAAGUCAAUAGUCUCCCCUAUCAACCUCAAAAAAGUCUAUUAUCAUCCAUUCUAUUGACCUCCCAGGUGGUAAUCAUAAAUUAUCUGAAUUGUUCGUCACGAUGUCUAGUUGUUUAUUCGAGUGUUUGAAAGAGGCAGGACUUGAGUGCUAUUACUCCAUGCUUCAACGUAGAGGAUUUGACACAGCUUUCAGUCUUCUAUACCUUCCACCUGCUGAACUACAAGACGUUGGAAUUACGACUGAUUUCGAUAGACAGAGGUUUUUACAACUUGUUCAAAUUAUUGCGUCAUUUCAUCAAGGUGGUGAACUUUCACCUCGUCGCCCACUUUCACCGUCCAGAAGUCCAAAAGUGAAGGAUAGGACUUCCUCACCGAGAAGAAAUUUAAGGACGGGAACAGACAGGCGUAGUUACCAAAGUUCAGAUUCUAGUAAUACAUCAGAGGAAUUACCCACUGGAUAUACAUUUUCACCAAGUAGAAAGCAGCAAAACAGUAUUGAUAAUCCACUGUUAAAGCGUGAUAGGCAAAGAAAUGUAAACAUGCCCGUACCAAUUUUGACGACAAACAGACUGCACAGGACUGGGACAAAAUUCAGCCCUACUAUGGAAGGUAUUACAUCUCAUCUAGAUGCUUCAGUGCAAAGGUCAAAUGCAUUUAGGGACCAUGAUGUUGUUGAAAAUCAUUCUGAUUAUCAAGACGGUAAUAACAAUGUCGCACAACCUGAGAAUGUUCCUCUGCAUAUAAAUUUCAACAACAAUCGACCGUCUGUGCUACAAUCACGUGCUGAAGAUUCAGAUGAAAAUGUAAUUGUUGCAAAAAAUAUCAGAAUGUCCACAGAGUCCCUGAAAAUUCAGAAAGUAAUGCGUACAAAGGGAUAUAAUUAUGGGCUUCCCAGAGAUGGUCAUAAAAAUAAUGGUGUCACUGGUUUGACACCUAAAAUGACGAGGUUUACUCCAGCAAGAAAAUCACCAUUUUCUAGAGCAAGACCUCAUUCAUCACCAAGUCCCAGAGAUUUAAAUGGAUUGCCACCAGGCCAAUGUCGGAUCACAGUUUGUGUAAGAAAACGUCCCAUUCUUGAACCUGAAUUCAAAUCUGGAGAAUUUGACGUUGUAACCUGCAAUGACGAAGAUGGUGGUAAAGUUGGAGGUCUCAUUGUUCAUGAACUAAAGCACACUGUAGACAUGUCUGAAUUUGUACAACAGAAUAUUUUUCAAUUCGAUAAAGUAUUUGCCGAGCGAGUAACAAACAAAGACGUCUACGAGGGUGCUGUCAAACCGAUGGUCGAUUGGACGAUGACACAGAAUCAUAGAGCAACUUGUUUUGGAUAUGGGCAAACUGGAGCAGGGAAGACACACACUCUUCUUGGUGAUGAUUCGGAACCAGGCGUCUUUUUCUACGCUGCUAAAGAUGUUCUUUCACGGUUAACAAGCCAGCACAGGAGAACAAAUCGUGGAAAACGUGGUUUUUCACUUUGCGUCAGUCUCUAUGAAAUUUAUUGCAGUCGCAUAUUUGAUUUAUUAAAUGGCCAUAACAGACUACAAGCUCUAGAAGAUAGCAACAAGCAGAUCCAUAUUCAUGGUUUGAAAUCUGUAAACGUUAGCAGCAUACAAGCAUUGCAAGAGGUUGUUCAUCAAGGACUGAGCAGUCGUAGUGUUGGUGUAACGGGAGCUAAUCAGGAUUCAUCAAGAUCUCAUGCAAUCGUACAACUUACAGUUCGAGACACAAACAAUUCUGAAUUCAGCAGGUUGUCAUUUAUAGACCUCGCUGGGAGUGAACGUGCAUGUGAUGCUUUAAAAGAUUCUGAUAAGCAGAAUAGAUUGGAGGGAGCUGAAAUCAAUCAAAGUUUACUGGCGUUAAAAGAAUGUAUCAGAUCUCUUGAUCUUGCUUUAGCGCACACACCUUUUAGGCAAAGCAAGCUGACACAGGUCUUGAGAGACUCUUUCAUUGGCAACAGUAAAACUUGUAUGAUUGCCAAUAUUUCUCCUUCACAUGGAAGUUUGGAACACACAAUGAAUACACUGCGAUAUGCAAGCCGAGUUAAAGAAUUGCAUCGUAAACCAGGAUCGACUCCAAGGCAGCAGCGUUGUCGCUCAACAGCGAAUUCAAAUCGUUCUGCACAGAGACGUCCGUACACCGCAGAUCCAACGUUUUCACAGGCACGGCCGAGCAAUACAACAUCGCGUACUCCUACAUUACAGAUUUCGCGUUCUGUAUCUAUUGAGAGCAGUAUGCAUGUCAUGGACUAUACUACUGCGUUCACAGGGAAUGGCAGGGAGAUUCCUAGGACUCCUCCUCCUACUAACUCGAACAGUAUGCUGGAUUCAACCACUUCAGCACAUGAAACGCCCCAACCAAGAGGACAAAGCAUAGAUCUUAGGCUUGGUGGUAGUGAAUCAAGAAAUGUUCCUAUGCAUAAGAAAUCGUCUAUUUUUACACCUGAAUCAAUCGCUGCAAGUUCUACACCUAAUAAAAAACCAAAUUUGCAGAAAGAACGCGCAAACAGGCAUGUCCUAACAGAAAUUUCUACAAAUGAAACUACAACGUCCAAUAGUACACCCACCUCAACACCGAGAUUUUUAAACGAUACUGAAUUGGUAGGCGGAGUGCCUGUUACAUCCAGUUAUACAAAGAGUAAACAAACACAUUUACAACAACAAAUCGAAAAUAUUUCAAAUGAGAGAAAACAGAGUCCGAAUACAACUGAAUCAACAAAUGAAAGAAUAAGUUCCGUUAGUACCUCAAGAACUUCAAAAGAAAAAUCAUCAGAAAAUUAUUCCAAUUCAAGCUCUGUAGCUGUUGAGCAUGGUUCAUCGCACGAACAGAAUCCAACUACAUCUUUAAAUUCAAAUCAAGAAACAAUUUUAAAUUCCACCAAUCCAACUGGAAAACAUAAUUCAAAAACUUCCCACAAAAGUAUUUCUGAAAGUGAAAUCUCUGAUACCGAUAAAUUAUCAUCGAAUCGGCGAAAGUUUGAAGCGAAAAGUGAGAGGAGAUCUUCAACGAGCGCUUUACCAAACACAAAUGAAAUUGUUGCUAAGAGUAUUGUUUCUAAAUCUCAGGAUGUUAUUUCAGUUAAGGUGCUGCCAGAAAGUACUAAAAAUCCAGGACUUCCAUCACCGCAGAAAUUCUUAACACAUCUCAAAGACAAACACAGUAUAAAAACAAAAGCGCUCAAACUUCAACUGAGGAAAGCAAGGCACAGGGCGAAAAUGGAAAAUCGAGGAUCUGAAGCAAUAGAAGAUGAGGGGCAAAGCAGUGAUCAUUCAGCAUCAAGUUCAUCAAAAAGCAAUCUGUCUACAUCUUCUUGUUCUACAUCUCGUAGCAAUUUAACUUCCAAUGUACAACGACAUCAUCAAGAAUUGAAUUCACAAAUCGAAGCAUCUAAUGCUGUGGGACCGGUUAUUGUAACUAACGCACAAACCCCACCAAGGUUACCUUCACCUAAGUUGGAUCGGUCCCUGCCACGUCGUAGUUCCAAGGUACUGUAUGGGUCAUCGUCUCGCAGUGCUUCACCAGGUACAGGUGGACGUAAUACUCCAGAUGAAAGAAGCUCAGUUUCAUCCAAUCCAGCAACAACGACAGGCCUUACCUCAGCUUCUGAACUACACGCUCGUCUAGAUGCCGCUGCUGCCUCUUUGAACAAACAUAGCGACAAUGAUGAUACCAGAACCUCUGAUUCAGAGAAGCCAUUGUCUUCAUCAACAAAGAAUAGAGCUAUAAUAGGAAGUAUGUGUUUUUAUUCUUUUUAGCUGAAGAAUAUUAGGGAUAUAUCUUAUUGGUGACAUUGUCGAAUAAACUGAGCUGAGACCAGAAAGUGGUAUCGAUAACAGCUGGGGCGCUGUGAUAGCCUAAUGGAUAAAGCUUCAGACUUAAUUGUGUUGGCAUCGCAGAUUUAAAAAAAUCUUAGGUUUAAAUGGCCCCCCAUCUCACCCAUGGUGUAGUAAAUUGGGAGGCCAAACUGGAAAGUUCGGACCCUUUCAAGUAAUACCAGUUGCUGCUUGUGUAGUGCAUUGUUCAGAGCGAAUGGCGUGAAUAAGUGUU